Cyprinodon variegatus (sheepshead minnow) is the source of this 2769-nucleotide messenger RNA. Its product is annotated as gastrula zinc finger protein XlCGF26.1-like. The annotation marks the transcript as partial. Gene Ontology annotation, molecular function: RNA polymerase II cis-regulatory region sequence-specific DNA binding; DNA-binding transcription factor activity. The transcript has a single exon. The record is from RefSeq and is a predicted model, not a curated record. Lineage: Eukaryota; Metazoa; Chordata; Actinopteri; Cyprinodontiformes; Cyprinodontidae. Gene Ontology annotation, biological process: regulation of transcription by RNA polymerase II.
CACACAUCAGAAUUCACACAGGUGGAGAGCGUUUCAGAUGUGAGUCCAGUGGAAAGCGCUUCACCGAUAAAGGUUAUCUUAAUAAACACAUCAGAACUCACAUAGCUAAGAGUUUUAAAUGUGAGUCCUGUGGAAAAAGCUUUACAACAAAAGAAAAUCUUAAUAAUCACAUCAGAAUUCACACAGGUGAGAAGUCGUUCUCCUGUACUCUUUGUGGCAAAAGUUUUAUUAGAAAAAAUAGCUUGACAUCUCACUUGAGAAUUCACAGAGGGGAAAAGCCUUUUAAAUGUGUGUUCUGUGGAAAAAGCUUUGGCCAAAAAUGGUAUCUUCAUGCACACAUCAGAAUUCACACAGGUGAAAAGCCUUUCAGAUGUGAGUCCUGUGGAAAAAGCUUCACCGAUAAAGGUUAUCUUAAUAAACACAUCAGAACUCACAUAGCUAAGAGUUUUAAAUGUGAGUCCUGUGGAAAAAGCUUUAGCCAUAAAGGUAUUUUUGAUAGACACAUCAGAUUUCACACAUGUGAGAAGACGCUCUCCUGUACUCUUUGUGGCAAAAGUCUUGCUAACAAACAUAACCUGGCUUCUCACAUGAAAAUUCACAGAGGUGAGAAGCCAUUUAAAUGUGAGUCUUGUGGAAAAUGCUUUAUCCAAAAAUGUGCUCUUGAUAAACACAUCAGAAUUCACACAGGAGAUAAGCCUUUCAAAUGUGUCUCAUGUGGAAAAAGCUUUAGCCAAAAAGGUUAUCUUCAUUUACACAUUAGAAUUCACACAGGUGAGAAGCCUUUCAAAUGUGUGUCCUGUGGAAAAAGUUUUACCGAUAAAAGUACUCUUAAUAAACAUAUCAGAAUUCACACAGGUGAGAAGCCAUUCUCCUGUUCUCUCUGUGGCAAAGGUCUUUCUAACAAACGUAUCUUGACUACUCACAUGAGAAUUCACCAGGGUGAGAAGCCUUUCAAAUGUGUGUCCUGUGGAAAAAGCUUUAGCCAUAAAUGUGGUCUUGAUAAACACAUCAGAAUUCACACAGGUGAUAAGCCUUUCAAAUGUGUCUCAUGUGGAAAGAGCUUUACCAGAAAAGACCAUCUUAAUAAUCACAUGAGAAUUCGCACAGGUGAGAAAAGUAUUAUAUGUGUGUCCUGUGGAAAAAGCUUUACUCAUAAAUGUGCUCUUGAUAAACACAUCAGAAUUCACAUAGGUGAGAAGCCAUUCUCCUUUCCUCUCACUGGCAAAAGUCUUGCUAGCAAACAAAGCAUGAUUUGUCACAUGAAAAUUCCUACAGGUGAGAAGCCAUUCUCCUGUACUAUUUGUGGCAAAGGUCUUGCUAGCAAACAAAGCCUGAUUUGUCACAUGAAAAUUCACACAGGUGAGAAGCCAUUCUCCUGUACUUUUUGUGGUAAAGGUCUUGCUAGCAAACAAAGCCUGAUUUGUCACAUGAAAAUUCACACAGGUGAGAAGCCAUUUUCCUGUACUCUUUGUGGCAAAGGUCUUGCUAGCAAACAAAGCAUGAUUUGUCACAUGAGAAUUCACACAGGUGAGAAGCCUUUCAAACAUGUGUCCUCUGGAUAAAGCUUAAACACUUCAGAUCUCACACAGGUGACAAGCUGUUGUCUUGUACUCUUUGUGGCAAUAGUUUCAUUUUAAAGCUUAGCUUAGCUUCUCACAUGAGAAUACACAGAGGUGAGAAGCCUUACAAAUGUGGAUCCUAUGGAAAAAGCUUUACCCAAAAAGGCACUCUUGAUAAACACAUUAGAAUUCAUACAGGUGGGAAGCUGUUCUCAUGUACUCUUUAUGGAAAAAGUCUUACCAGCAAACAAAGCUUGAUUUCUCACAUUAGAAAUCAGACAGGUGAGACGCCUUUCUCUUGAACUAGGUGUGGCAAAAGUUUAAUCAAAAAGAUAGUUUGACAUCUCACAGAUCAACUCGUGAGAAAUCCAUUCAUGAAUCUGAUCUAAAAAGAAAGAUUUAUUGAUUCACAUAAGAAGUCACAUCAGUUAAACGGCCGAGGAAUGAAAAGGAGAGACCUUUUCAUGUUUUACACGUGAUAAAAAGCUGUAACACACCGAAACAUGUUUGUUUAAAGAGCUGAACAAGGUUCAAAUUGCUUAUUUUGUUAUAAUUUAAUAUUUUGCUGAUAUAUUACUGAUGAAUUUGAAUCUGCUAUAACUUGGUAAAAAGCCUUUGGCUUAAUAAUGUAUUACAGAAGUCUUUCACUUCUGUAGAAGUGCAUUUUUUUGUUGUCAAUUUUUUUAUUUUUUAUUUUUUACAUCUUUUAAAUAAAACUGUCAACAAAAACAUUAUUCGCUCCACCAUUUCUUGGCCAUAGGGAUAAAAGUAAAAAGUUACAAAUUGCAACUAGAACUUGUCUACCAAAAAGAGCGCAUUGCUGAAAAAUAUCAAUGGAUCAAGAUUGAAUGUGUUUCUGCACAAGAAUGGAUAAUUUGGAACGAAAGUCAAACCUUCUACAGAAAUUUGAAAUUUUUUCCAUUAAAUGUCAGAUUUACAAUCUGUGUUGAUAUUCACUUUAAAAUCAUAUUUUCUUUUAUGUUUCUGCUUUUUAAAGAUCUUUUACAGGUUACAUUUUCUAUUAUUUUUUUUCCCAUAGUUUUGUUUCUGAUUCUGUAGAUGUUAAAAUAACCUGGUGUCAUUUAGAGAAACUAUCGUCUGUUUUAUAGAACUAGAUUUUAUUGCAUUGUUUUCUGCACUGGAUGUUUUCCAUGAAUGUAUUCACUUCUAGAUUGAUGAACCAAGCAGAAAUAAAAACAUGGAUUGUAAA